AUGGUCGGCUACUGUGUGGCUGUGCAGACGCAGCGCUACUUCCUGACGAUGUGCUUCUACAUCACGGUGAUGGGGCUGUGGGGCUCGAUCGUGUCGUUCAGCUACCACUGGGACGAGAUUGUCUACAUGACGCCGACCUGCUGGGACGACAUUGUGUACGCGUGGGGUGUGCUGUGCAGCGUUCCCGGGCAGUUGUGGCAAGAUCCGGAGGGCUCGAUCACACGCGCCUUCUGGGCGACUCUCUUCUACGAGAAGCCGCUCAUCAUCACCCUGCCCGUCACCCAGGUUGCCCUCCUCGCCGUCGUCGGCGGGAUCACCUUCUUCUCACAGGGGAUCUGGAACGUGUACAUCGGAUUGGCCCAAAAAGAGCGUUACCACUUGGGCGGCAUCGCCACCGGCGAGCAGUACCACUCGACUUUUGUCGAACGCUUCCUGUUCAUGUUCGGGUCGAAUUUCCCGCUCGGGCUGCUCUGGCCGAUGAAGUGGGAGGAAGUCGAGUGGAGCGGAAAGUUUAUCGACUCGGUGCUGCUACAUCCGCUGAUCGCCGACGAGGACAUUACCGAAGUGACCGACGACGCCGGCCAAUCGACAGAAGCC
Mesorhabditis spiculigera is the source of this 597-nucleotide messenger RNA. The record is from the annotation of a GenBank genome assembly. NCBI's taxonomy places the organism in Eukaryota, Metazoa, Nematoda, Chromadorea, Rhabditida, Rhabditidae.